Halichondria panicea is the source of this 1151-nucleotide messenger RNA. RefSeq names its product serine/threonine-protein phosphatase 2A activator-like. Bases 42 to 992 code for a protein of 316 amino acids. The transcript has 9 exons. Gene Ontology annotation, cellular component: protein phosphatase type 2A complex; nucleus; cytoplasm. Gene Ontology annotation, biological process: mitotic spindle organization. Lineage: Eukaryota; Metazoa; Porifera; Demospongiae; Suberitida; Halichondriidae. The record is from RefSeq and is a predicted model, not a curated record. Gene Ontology annotation, molecular function: peptidyl-prolyl cis-trans isomerase activity; protein tyrosine phosphatase activator activity.
CUGUCACACCCACUAUCAGUAAUUAAAAAACUUUGCAAAAGAUGGCAACUGAUGGUGGAGCAGCAAGAAGCUUUAGAGAACAUGAAUUCAAGGUCCCUGAGCGACUGGUUAAAAAGAAUGAAGACAUGCAGAGAUGGGAAAGUUCUCAGGCUUACAGUGAGUUCAUGGGGUUCGUGACUAUAGUGAAUGGUGCUGUUCGAGGAUUGAAUAUGAAGGAGGACGUGCCCUGCUCCCCGGCUGUGGACAAGUUGCUGUCCCUUAUCUCCAAACUGUCUCAUUGGGCAAAGGAGAUCCCACUGAGUGAGGAGUCCCACCAGAGAUUCGGAAACAAAGCCUUUAAAACAUGGUGGGAGAAAGUUGGAGAUAAUGCAUCUGUUCUGAUUGGAGACCUUCUCCCUGAAGAUGUAAAGGGAGCUGUCGUGGAACUUGAAGUGUACUUCAGACAGAGCUUUGGAAACUCGACCAGAAUCGACUAUGGUACUGGACAUGAGUUCAAGUUCUGUGCCUUCCUCUGUUGUCUGGUGAAGCUGGGUGUACUCUGUGAGGCUGACGCUCCCGCCAUUGCACUAAGAGUGCUCAGAGACUACCUUGAGCUGAUGCGUGCGAUGCAGCUACGGUUCCAGAUGGAGCCAGCUGGCAGCCACGGUGUCUGGGGCCUCGAUGACUUCCAGUUCAUCCCGUACAUCUGGGGCUCCUCACAGCUAAUUGGUAACCCCAACUUGCAGCCAAUAAACUUUGUGGAUAAAGCAAUUGCAGAAAACACUGCAGAUGAGUACUUAUUCAUGGCCUGCGUCACUUUCAUCAAUACAGUGAAGACUGGGCCGUUUGCCGAACACUCAAACACACUGUGGGGAAUCAGUGGUCUGGAGGAGUGGACCAAAGUCAACUCUGGCCUUAUUAAAAUGUACAAGGCAGAGGUUUUGGGAAAGUUCCCUGUGAUCCAACAUUUUCCAUUUGGGACAAUUCUUACCAUGGACCCACCAUCAGGUUGAAGAGGACAAACUCUCUAGCUUCAUUUUAUGAGUGUGGUUGUUUCAAAUUAAGGCUUUAGUUUCUAUUUACGAUCAUGUAUUAUGCCAAGAAAUUAUGCUUCUAUAUUAUAACCUACAGUUGUGUAAAGGAAACGUAAAUUUAUUAAUAGUCAGAAACAA